GUCUCCGCUCUCUCCCUGCGCUGAGCGCUGACAGGCAGCAGGCUGGCCGGAGACCGUUGGUGCUGCUGCCGUUGUUGUUGUUGCUGCUUCCGCCGCCACCGGCUUCACUCCACGUUGUGAGCUUCCGUCCGGAUACAAAGUGACGCCGGAGCGGGACUUGAAUUCAGUUAAAGGACAGAAACAACAGCAGCAAAGUGUUUUCGGAGGCUUUGGACUCGCUGACCGGCUGAGCUUUCUUCUCUUCCGUCCUCCUCCCGGUCGUCCGCGGACAGUGGUUUGAGUGAGACUCUGACCGAGGAGCCGACAGUCGAGAGGUGUUCGACUGCAUGAAGAGGCUGAGUGACGGGACUCUGGUCCUCGCCUAAACCCCUCCCACGACCUCUCCAAAAGCCUGGACAUGAGGUCGUUUCGAUCGUUUGCGAACGAUGACCGCCACGUCAUGGCCAAGCAUGCCAGCAUCUAUCCAGCCCCUGAGGAGCUGGAGGCUGUCCAGACGCUGGUGUCUACCGUGGAGGGAGCCCUCAAGAAAGUCUCUGAUUGGAUGGAUGACCUCAGCAAAUCCUCAGGGAAGACAUCCACCAAUAACGAGGCCGGGGAUGACACGGUGGAGGAAGAUGCUGCUGAGAAAAAGCUGGAUGCUACAUCGGUGCUGUGUGGGGUGACGCGUGUCGGCCUGGUAGCCAAAGGGCUGCUCAUCAAAGGGGACAUGGACCUGGAAUUGGUUCUAAUGUGCAGAGAGAAACCCACCAAACUGCUGCUCUACACCAUCAGCGCCAACCUCCCCCUGCAGAUCCAGACAAUGACCGACGACAAAUACGAGGUGCGGUCGUGCGUGCCCGAGGCGGCCAUCCAGGUCUGCACCACCAAAGACCCCCAUCUCACGCUGAAGAUCACCCUCUCCUCUUUAGCCAUGAGGGACGAGCAGAGCGCCACGGAAGAAGAGGAGGGCGAGCAGGACGCUGACAAACGGAGACAGGAGGAGGAGGAGGAAGAGGAGGACGUCCUGGUCAGGCAGAAGUGCCAGGCGGCACUGGCUUCACUCCGACACGCCAAAUGGUUCCAGGCCAGAGUCACAGACCUCAAGUCCUGCGUCAUCGUUUUGAGGAUCCUCAGAGACAUGUGCAACCGGCUGCCUGUGUGGCAGCCUCUCAAGGGCUGGCCUUUGGAGCUGAUCUGUGAAAAGGCCAUAGCCACCUGUAACCGGCCGCUGGGUCCAGGUGAAGCCCUGCGCCGCGUCAUCGAGUGCAUCGCCUCAGGGAUUCUCCUCCCAGGGGGUCCAGGAGUUCAUGACCCCUGUGAGAGGGAGCCCACGGACGUCCUGUCUGACCUCAGCGCCCAGCAGGCUGACGCCAUCACACACAGCGCUCAGCAUGCGUUACGCCUCCUGGCCUUUGGACAGCUUUACAAGGUCUUGAAUAUGGAUCCUCUGCCCGCCAGCAAGCCCUCACCGAGGCUGUUAGAAGGCGGCUGUCAGAAGAGGCUCCGGGAGGACAUCGGGUCAGACGACAGAGACUUCAUCAAAAGGAUGAAAGUGCUGGACUGGAGGAUGACCGAUCCAAACCAUCCCAUGAAUGCUCUGAUGCGUCUGAACCAGAUCCACCCGGGCCUUCAGUACCGCCUGCUGUCCCAAUCUGGCCCAGUGCACGCUCCAGUCUUCACCAUGUCUGUGGAAAUCCAGGGAACCACAUACCAGGCCACGGGGAACUCCAAGAGAACCGCCAAGCUCCAAGUAGCCCUCAAGGCGCUGCAGGCUUUGGGCUACGUGCUCGGCAGCGAUGGAGACGUGGACUCGCUGAGCGCCGACGAGAAGUCAGAUGGCGAAGGGAAGAACGACAGGAUGUCCACCAGCUCCAGCUCCACCUCCAUCACCUCCUCCACAGACACACAGGAGUCUAGAGCUCCUGGACCGAUCCUGACGGCGGGAGGUAAGAACCCGGUGAUGGAGCUGAAUGAGAAACGCCGCGGCCUCAAAUACGAGCUGAUAUCAGAGAGCGGCAGCAGCUACGACAAACGCUUCAUCAUAGAGGUUGAGGUAGACAAGCAGGUUUUUCGGGGAACGGGUCCCAACAAGAAAGUAGCCAAAGCCAGCGCUGCGCUCGCCGCUCUGAACAGCCUGUUCUCCGGCUCUAAAUCUACGACCAACAAGAAGAAACGGCCAAACCCUCCACCAAAGCGACCCGUGGCUUCGGUCCUCACCCUCCCAGCCCUCGCUGCCAGACCUCCACGGGUCCCCGUUAUCCCCAGAGCUCCCUACAUCAGCACCCCACCCGCACAUGGAUACAUCCCACCAGGUUUUGGUCCUCCUUAUGGUUACAGCCCUGCAGGCGCCCUCCCUGCUUACGGUUUUCCCUCCAGAAUGCCCUCAGUAGUUGUCCCAGUCAUCAGAGUUCCCACAGCAUACCCCGUCACCCACCUCUACCCCUAUUAGGACUCUCCCUCACCCACUUCACAGGAAGUCACUUGUUAAAGGAAUAUCCUGACUUUGGCUGUGUAUUCACGACACAAAACCCAACCCUGCAGUCUACAAUCCUUUAAGCAUCAAAUCAGGCAGUGGGAUUUUUGUACAGCAUGCAUCCUCUGGGCUAAAACGGUUUCACAGUCAUGUCAUUACUCUCCAUGUGAACACAGAGUUUGACAAAAAAGCUCUGUAUCAUUAAAUCAUUACGCAAUCAAAAGUUCAGCAUUUAAUGAGCAGUGUAUGGAAGACUGGUGAGGUAAAUAUGACAAAUUAAACAGCCCUACAUGUCCUGCUGGGUAAUAAAUCCAGCAGGGAACACCAAUAAUACAGUGUAGUUUGUUUUUCUUAAAACUUACUAAACAAAAAUAUAUUAUCCACUUAAAUGCCAUUAGUAUUAGGAGGCGCAGUAAACAAUAAUUAAUGACCAUAGUUGAGUCUCCUGUUGUGGGAAUUUCUGUACAGGGCGACUAUAUGAUUAUCAGUGAGAGUUUAUGCAGUGGAAAAAAAGGCAACUGAUUCUAAUACAUCAUCCUACAGUGUUCCUAAGUUAUUUUAAUGAUCUAAACAUUCUCUGUAGGAUUAAAUUAACAGGAUAUUGAUAUAUUUAGAGGCUCUUAUUUUGUUCCCUUCAAUCUAAAAUGUACUGAAGAUGGCUACUUCAGAGGAUUAAAUAUGACAUGUGCAUUACAAGGAGCUGAAGUGAGACUACUGAAAAUACGAUGCAGUAAAUAUGUAAAUAAAUACAUUAAAUGUUUAGAAGGGAUUUAACUAAGUAUUAAGUAUCUACAAAACUAACGUAAUAUACCAGCAGGUAGGUUUACUUAAAAAUAAAUACAUAAAUUCAGGUCUUUAGGGAACUAAAUUAGCAACAACUACACAUGGAUGAUGAAAUGUCUCACUCAAACUAACUUUUAACAAAAGAAACACAGAUGACAAAGUAUACAAUGGAGAAAUUCAAUAAAACGUCAUCUGAAGUUAACUUAUUUAUUUAAUUUCCCUAAAGUGUCCCAAAGCUUACCAUAUUCUAUUUGAAGUAAAGAAAUAAACUAUUAAAUGUACUAUGCAAAAACUAAGCAAGGAAUGAAUUACUUAUUUAGUUUUUUUUCUUUAAUUAACAUAUCUACGUUUUGAACUGAAGAAAAACAGAAGUGAGCAAUUUAAACUUCGACUUUACUUCUCAACACUUUCUCAGUGUGCAGUGGGUGUUGUUCUGGGUCCCUAAAGUGGUAUUGAACAUAAAAUAUUCUAUUUGAACUAAAAACUAAACAAAUUGAAUUUACUGUCCUGGGGACACAUUUUGCAGUAAGCAGCUGGUGUAAAUUUGAAUGAAAUAUGAAUGAAAGAUUUAAUAGAUUUAAAAACAAAUAAAUGUAUAACUACUCGAGGGAACUAAAUUAAGACCAGGUAUAAAGUGACUACAAAGUAGCAAACUAAAAUCGCUGAUUCUUUUAUUGAAUUUUUUUAUAUAUAUUUUGAAAAAAAGAGAGUACCAAAUAUUCAAUGUGGAAACUAGAGAACUAAAAAUAAAUCUGGAGGGAACCAAAGACCUUUCAAAUCUAAGUAACUACUACAUACCGACAAUAUGGAGCUAUACCGUGAUUGUAAAGAACCAAAAGAACUACCACCACACUAAACAUACAAUAAUUCAGCGUCCAUGAUGGCGAAAAAAAAAUCAGUUGUUGUAGGGAAAUGAAUAAUUAUAAACAUACUUUGUUAAAUUAAAGCAUGUCCUUGAGGUGAAAGUGAUCAGAGCUUCUUUGUCAAAAGGCUACGUAUUCCUUUAACAAUCAUUCAUAUGUGUGAAUGUUGUUUUGUUUCUGUUAGAGAGAAAAAAGGUUUACAAUAUUCUGUUGCACUGAGAAAUAUUUUCCUUUCGUUUGGAUAUCGAGUGUCCGAGUUUACACUUACUGUUGAGUAUGAGCCAUUUUGUGUUGAGUUCAAAUCAUUUCUUCUCAGAGAGCUGUUUUAUGUUUGUAGGUAAUAUUCUUUUUAAAUAAAUUAAUAUUUUUGUCAACAACUGA
This is a messenger RNA of Oreochromis aureus, 4479 nucleotides long. Its product is annotated as spermatid perinuclear RNA-binding protein-like. The coding region runs from base 398 to 2428 and encodes 676 amino acids. NCBI's taxonomy places the organism in Eukaryota, Metazoa, Chordata, Actinopteri, Cichliformes, Cichlidae. The transcript has 18 exons. Gene Ontology annotation, cellular component: precatalytic spliceosome. Gene Ontology annotation, molecular function: double-stranded RNA binding; single-stranded RNA binding. The record is from RefSeq and is a predicted model, not a curated record.